Molecule: messenger RNA, 1539 nt
Organism: Eleginops maclovinus (Patagonian blennie)
Lineage: Eukaryota; Metazoa; Chordata; Actinopteri; Perciformes; Eleginopidae
Gene: tmem44
Product: transmembrane protein 44
Exons: 10
Coding region: 90-1454 (454 amino acids)
Cellular component (GO): membrane
Source: RefSeq, a predicted model, not a curated record
UCCUGUGCGCUGGGCUGCAUGGCUGCACAGGUGCUGCAUGAAUUAGUUGUUUUCUAGUAACACAAGACGUAAACAUAUUUGUAAUUAAUAUGGAACCGCGUAUAUUGACCCUAGAUGGCCAGUCCGGAGGGAAUCCAAACUUGUUUCUUUUUAAUUUGGUUGAAUUUUGCGUCGAUGCAGUCACCACCUGUUUCUCUCGUGCCGCUGACAAACUUUGCGUCCCCAUCGGUCUGAGCUCUCUAUCUGCGCUGCUUUUACUGCUAUCAUGCAUUCUGCUCGUAUAUCAGAGGUGCACAUUUCGUGUGCGAAAUCCGGGAGAAACCAUCAUUUUCCUUUACAGCCUCCUCGGUAACCUGUGUAGCACAAGUGGAGCCAUUCUGUCCAGGCAGCUUUAUAUUCAGAUUUUGUUGGGUGCUUUUGCGGCUUCUAUGGAUGCUGUCAGUUGUAUUUCUUGCUGCUUACCUGUGCUCCUAUGUUGGAACUCAAAGGCAGAGAAGAGGCUGAGGAUGAUAAGGGGGCGGAGGAGGCAGCACCUCCUGGCAGUGUGUGUACUGAUGGUGGUUGCUGGUGGUUUUCUGAAGUCUAGGGUCCCCGACUCUGUAGACGGGCAUCUUAGCGGCAGGAGACUGAUGCAUGCCACCUUCCAAGACAACACUGAAAUCCUGGGUUACAUACUUGGCCUGCUGUCUUUUGUCAUCGCCUGUACCUCCAGGUUCCCUGCACUCUGUAGAACAUACAGAGGAGAGAUGUUGACCUGUGCCCACAUCUUCUCUGGGCUGCUGUGCUCAAUGGCUGGUGCCCUGUAUGCUACGGUCAUACUCCUCUACAGCACUCAGUUUGGGUUUCUUUUAAGGGUCAUGCCUUGGCUGCUGUCGGCAAUAUGCUGCUUCACCCUGGACCUUCUUAUACUUGUCAUCCACUUGUGGAAGAGAGGAACGAUACGGCAGCUUGUACAUUUUUCUCCAGACAGAGAGAGCCUUUUAGGAGGCUCAGGCAUCCACACUGAGGAUAACGCUGUCAUGAAGACACAAAGAAAACAGCACGUUCAUUUUUCAGGAAGGACAAAAACAAAAACUGUUCAGAAGAUGAUUGAGAUGGGCCGUUAUAUGGAUGUCACUCUUCAACCUGCAGAAAAAACCUGCCUGCAGAAAGUGACGUUGUCCGAGGUGAAGGACCUGCCUCUCAACAGGACACUGCGAGUGAUCGGGGGCGACAGUUUCUGCUCCUCAGGUACAUCUUGUGACUCUUCCCCAGUCAGCUCUGACCUGGAGUGGGAUUUUGAAGAGGCAAAUCCCCCGUGGAGAGAAUCAACAGUAAAUCAACAGGAGGGAGAAGAGUUUCAGACUCAAGAAAGGCCAACAAACCCCAAACCCUUUAACUUCUGCACCUGUGCCAUGUUUGGAUUCCCACAGAAAUGUCCGUCUUGUAGAAAUGAGAAUGAUAUGCAACUUUGACAAAAUAAUAAUUUCAUUAUCAGUUACUAAUGUGAAACACAUCUGACGCAUUUAUUUAAGGGGAAAUAAAAAGUGUGGACAAUGA